Molecule: messenger RNA, 2064 nt
Organism: Closterium sp. NIES-65
Lineage: Eukaryota; Viridiplantae; Streptophyta; Zygnematophyceae; Desmidiales; Closteriaceae
Source: the annotation of a GenBank genome assembly
AUGUGGGCCAGAUUGGGGUACGGCGUGGAUGGGGGUAUGGGGUGGAUGGGGGUAUGGGGUGGAUGGGGGAAGGGGGUGGAUGGGGGAAUGGGGUGGAUGGGGGAAUGGGGUGGAUGGGGGUAUGGGGUGGAUGGGGGAAUGGGGUGGAUGGGGGAAUGGGGUGGAUGGGGGUAUGGGGUGAAUGGGGGAAUGGGGUGGAUGGGAGAAUGGGGUGGAUGGGGUUAUGGGGUAGAUGGGGGUAUGGGGUGGAUGGGAUGGGGGUAUGGGGUGAUGGGGUUAUGGGGUGGAUGGGGGUAUGGGGUGGAUGGGGGAAUGGGUUGGAUGAGGGAAUGGGGUGGAUGGGGUUAUGGGGUAGAUGGGGGUAUGGGGUGGAUGGGGUUAUGGGGUGGAUGGGGGAAUGGGGUGGAUGGGGGCAUGGGAUGGAUGGGGGUAUGGGGUGGAUGGAGGUAUGGGGUGGAUGGGGGUAUGGAGUGGAUGGGGGUAUGGGAUGGAUGGGGGAAUGGGGUGGAUUGGGGUAUGGGAUGGAUGGGGGUAUGGGAUGGAUGGGGGUAUGGGCUGGAUGGUGGUAUGGGGUGGAUGGGGUUAUGGGGUAGAAGGGGGUAUGGGGUGGAUGGGGGUAUGGGGUGGAUGGGGGUAUGGGUUGGAUGGGGGAAUGGGGUGGAUGGGGGAAUGGGGUGGAUGGGGGAAUGGGGUGGAUGGGGGUAUGGGGUGGAUGGGGGAAUGGGGUGGAUGGGGGAAUGGGGUGGAUGGGGGUAUGGGGUGGAUGGGGGAAUGGGGUGGAUGGGGGUAUGGGGUGGAUGGGGGAAUGGGGUGGAUGGGGGAAUGGGGUGGAUGGGGUUAUGGGGUAGAUGGGGGUAUGGGGUGGAUGGGAUGGGGGUAUGGGGUGAUGGGGUUAUGGGGUGGAUGGGGGUAUGGGGUGGAUGGGGGAAUGGGUUGGAUGAGGGAAUGGGGUGGAUGGGGUUAUGGGGUAGAUGGGGGUAUGGGGUGGAUGGGGUUAUGGGGUGGAUGGGGGAAUGGGGUGGAUGGGGGCAUGGGAUGGAUAGGGGUAUGGGGUGGAUGGAGGUAUGGGGUGGAUGGGGGUAUGGGGUGGACGGGGGUAUGGGAUGGAUGGGGGAAUGGGGUGGAUUGGGGUAUGGGAUGGAUGGGGGUAUGGGAUGGAUGGGGGUAUGGGCUGGAUGGGGGUAUGGGAUGGAUGGGGGUAUGGGCUGGAUGGGGGUAUGGGGUGGAUGGGGUUAUGGGGUAGAUGGGGGUAUGGGGUGGAUGGGGGUAUGGGGUGGAUGGGGGUAUGGGUUGGAUGGGGGUAUGGGGUGGAUGGGGGAAUGGGGUGGAUGGGAGCAUGGGAUGGAUGGGGGUAUGGGGUGGAUUAGGGAUGGAUGUCGGUAUUUGGCGGAUGGGGUUAUGGGGUGGAUGGGGGUAUGGGGUGGAUGGAGGUAUGGGGUGGAUGGGGGUAUGGGGUGGAUGGGGGUAUGGGAUGGAUGGGGGUAUGGGGUGGAUGGGGUUAUGGGUUGGAUGGGAUGUGGGUUGGAUAGGGAAAGGGGUGGAUGGGGUUAUAUGGUGGAUGGGGUUAUGGGGUGGAUGGAGGUAUGGGAUGGAUGGGGGUAUGGGGUGGAUUGGGGGUAUGGGCUGAAUGGGGUUAUGGGAUGGAUUGGGGUAUGGGGUGGAUGGGGGUAUCGGGUGGAUGGGGGUAUGGGAUGUAUGGGGGAAUGGGGUGGAUUGGGGUAUGGGAUGGAUGGGGUUAUGGGCUGGAUGGGAUGUGGGUUGGAUGGGGGAAUGGGGUGGAUUGGGUUAUGGGGUGGAUGGGGGUAUAGGAUGGAUGUCAGUAUUUGGCGGAUGGGGUUAUGGGGUGGAUGGGGGUAUGGGGUGGAUGGGGGUAUGGGGUGGAUGGAGGUCUCGUAUGGAUGGAGGAAUGGGGUGGAUGUGGGUAUGGGAUGGAUGGGGGAAUGGGGUGGAUUGGGGUAUGGGGUGGAUGGGGUUAUGGGUUGGAUGGGAUGUGGGUCGGAUGGGGGAAUGGGGUGGAUGGGGUUAUGGGGUGGAUGGGGGUAUGGGGUUGCCGGAAAAGCCUAA